Messenger RNA from Vigna radiata var. radiata (mung bean), 875 nucleotides. RefSeq names its product LEAF RUST 10 DISEASE-RESISTANCE LOCUS RECEPTOR-LIKE PROTEIN KINASE-like 2.1. Lineage: Eukaryota; Viridiplantae; Streptophyta; Magnoliopsida; Fabales; Fabaceae. Gene Ontology annotation, molecular function: polysaccharide binding. The transcript has 2 exons. The record is from RefSeq and is a predicted model, not a curated record. Bases 25 to 810 code for a protein of 261 amino acids.
UCAAUCAGAAACAGUUUGGACAACAUGUGGAGAGAGACAUCAUCGUUGGUGUUACUGCUACUUCUAGUGCAUAAAAGCCAUGCUCGUUGUCUUCCUUCUUCAUGUGGCAACAUCACCAACAUCACUUAUCCAUUUCGAUUAAAAGGCGACCCAGAGAAGUGCGGUGAGGAAAGUUAUGAGCUUGGUUGUGAAAAUAAUGUUACGGUGUUGUAUCUGAACUCUGCACAAUUCCAUGUUCAGGCUAUCAACUACAACAACUACACCGUGAGAGUGGUUGACCCUGCACUUCAACACCACAACUGCUCCUCCCUUCCUCUCCGUUCUCUCUCUCGCUCCAAUUUCUCUGAUACUUACACUUACUCCACGGAUCUAUACCAAGUCGGUUUAAGAGAGUAUCGUAAAUGGAAAUCUCUGAGUUUCGAGCAUAUAGUGUUUUUGAAUUGUAACCAUUCAGUGAGAGAGAAUGAGAAUUAUGUGAAGACUGGAGAGUGCGUGAAGUGGGACUCAAAGGGCUAUGCAUAUGCAGUUGGUGGAGACCUAAAAGCUGAGGACUUAGAAGUUGGGUGUGACGUAAAGCUUGUUGCUCCAACAUCUUUGAGAACUUUGAAUAACCAUUCCUACAAUUCCAUGCACAGAGGAUUGGCCUAUGGAUUUGAGAUUUCAUGGCUGAAACUCGCCUGUCACAAAAAAUGUCCACUCUCACAAAGCAGUUGCUAUUUCGACUAUUCUAGGGAGAAGUUUAAAUGCUUGUUUGGUAUACUGGACGAGCUGAUACUCGAGGCAUCAAGUAAGAAUAUCUUAUCAUCUUAAUUUACCUAUGUUUUUAACUAGGUUUAAAUAUGUUUUUCGUCCCUUAAUUUUUAGUGAAAAUUGGA